ACUACCGAGGAGCGCGUCCGCUCUCUCGGGCCGCGCCGCGGUGCAUCUCGGGAGUUGUGGUCCUAGCGCGGGGAAGGGGAAAGUCGCCUGUGCGGGCAGGGCUGGGAACUGGGAAGCAACUGCAAAGAGAUUGCAAGGGAAGAAGGCUUGCCCCGUGUGCUGCUGGAAAGGGCGGGCAUUUUGAAGGCGAGGUCUUUGCAGCGGCAGCAUGAAGAGGAGAGGAGCAGCAGCAGCAGGGGAAGAGCGAGAGAAAGAUGCCAAGAAGCAGAAACUCCUUCAAGAACUCGGAGAGAGUCAGCUGCCGUAUCUGAUGCCAAAGGACGAUGGCUUCCACCAACUGUGGAAGACAAAAUAUUCUAAACUCGUCCUCAAAAAUGCUGGGGAAAUCCCCCAAGAGGUCCACACAGCAGUUGAAGAAGCCUUUUUGACUUUACUGAAGUGUGGUUGUUUCUUCCAAGAUCUCGUGAGGAUCAAAGGGAAAGAUUUCGUUACCCCAGUAUCUCGUAUAUUAAUUGGCAACCCGGGAUGUACUUACAAAUAUUUGAACACAAGGUUAUUUACGGUCCCUUGGCCGGUGGAAAGUUAUGAAAUAAAUUAUUCUCGUCCUGAAAUAUCUCGGGCUUGUAAGGCAUUAAUCAAACUUAAUGAGUACUUGCACCGAGAAACCGUCCAGGCUUUGCAGCAGCAGAAUUUGGCCGAGACAAAGGAAAUUGAAGAUUGGGCUGUCAUGGAUAGGCACCAGGAUUAUGCGACUUCCAUUACAGAGAUGGGGUCCACUUUGCGAGAUCAAAGCCCCUUUCGUCUCCUGAAGAAUGACUGCGCUGAUCUGAAAGAGAGAACCUCUUACAACCUGACGUUAUUAAAUUAUAUGGAUCCCCAAGAAAUGUCGUCCUUGAAACGAGAGCCUUAUUUUGGAAUGGGAAAAAUGGCUGUCAGCUGGCAUCAUGAUGAAAAUCUGGUUGAAAGGUCAACAGUAGCUGUCUACAGCUAUAGCUGUGAAGAAUCUGCCACUGACAACCUUGAGGAAGACGCUCCAAAGGGUAGAGACCCAGCAGUUUGGCAUGUUGGCUUGAAAGUAGCUUGGGACAUCAAGACUCCGGGGUUGGCCAUCCCCCUUCGCCAAGGAGACUGCUAUUUUAUGCUAGAUGAUCUGAACAUGACCCACCAACACUGUGUCCUAGCUGGUCGGCAGCCAAGAUUCAGCUCAACGCACAGGGUGGCAGAGUGCUCACAGGGAACCCUGCAGUAUAUUCUGAGCGAAUGCAAGACAGCCCUUCAGAACUUGCACACCGAAACCGACUCGGGACACCUGUCUUUGAAGCCACUGGAUGUCAAAGAUAUCAAGCAAGUGGAAGAAACCCAUAAUGAGGUUGAAUUUGAGUGGCUACGGCAAUUUUGGUUCCAGGGCAAACGUUAUAGAAAAUGCACUGACUGGUGGGAUGAGCCGAUUGCUGCUCUGGAAGAAUUUUGGAGACAAAUGGAGCUCAUGACAAGUCUACUGCUCUCUGAAAUCAGGAAAGAAGAACACACGGAAGGACAAAGAAAUGAAAGAAUCAGAUGCCUCUUGUCCUUGAUUAUGGAGCGGCAGAAACUGCGCGAAGAAUGGCUCACGAGGUGCCAUUCCCAACUUGCAGAGAGUUUACCAGAGGAUGAAAAGCCAGAAUGCCGCCCUUAUUGGCAACAGGAUGAUCCCAAUAUGUUGCUGCCAUUCAAUCUUGAAGAUGUGAUCAUUGAGCUAGAGAACCUCUUGAAGACGGUGGAGUGCUAGAAGAAGGAGUACAUUUGUCAAAAGUGGACAUGGGCAAGUUCCCCCACCCCUCCUCACGUUGGAUUGUCUCACAAAAAGGCUGAACUAUUUCCAAUAGUUCAAUAGUCCAGUAGUUGGGGGUGGGGAUACCCCUUAUGGGUAUCUCCACCCCCAAGCAAAUCUGAAUUUACCUUACACUAGUCCUCCCGUUCCCUUUAAACUCUUACUGGCCAAUGUCCAUUACUGUUGGGCAGACCACAUUUCCCAAGGGCCAAUGGGGCUUUUUGUCCUGGCGUGCUGGAAGUACAACCAAAAGAGGAGAGGGAAAAGAUCUUCUAUCCUCAUGACCAGAGAAAGAUCACUGCUUCUGCCCUGUCUGUCAAGGGGAGAGGGAGGGUAUUUGAGGGCUGGAUGUGUCGGUGGGAGGGAGGGAGUUUGGAGGCUGGGUGUUGGGAGUGAGCCAGGAAUUCAUUUCAGGCUCUGAUUUUAAUCUAAACCGGAGAAGAAUCUGAGGUCUCAUAAUGCCCCCCCCCCUUUGAGUUAAGCAUCUCAAAACCCUGAACCUUGUUUUUGCCCACAAGUCCAGCAACCUUUGCUGGCGUCUCUACCAAUAGUUUAUUUACAAAAGGAUAGCAAUGGAACUAUAUCUUUAAAAGAAACUAGAUCGCUCUAAAAAAAACAACAACCAGUAAGCAAUAUUUCAGUUGUAUAAUCAGUUAAGAAAUUAACCAAAAAGUGCGCCAUAAACACUAGAGCUUGAAAGUAAGAUUAUCAGUGAUUUGUUUUGAAGCUGGAGCAGCAGGCAGUGGCAUACUGGGUUUUCAGAUGGGAUAUGCGAAAUAAAGAACCAAUUACAAAUUGU
Hemicordylus capensis (graceful crag lizard) is the source of this 2609-nucleotide messenger RNA. RefSeq names its product FTO alpha-ketoglutarate dependent dioxygenase (gene FTO). Lineage: Eukaryota; Metazoa; Chordata; Lepidosauria; Squamata; Cordylidae. Gene Ontology annotation, molecular function: ferrous iron binding; mRNA N6-methyladenosine dioxygenase activity; broad specificity oxidative DNA demethylase activity. The coding region runs from base 209 to 1768 and encodes 519 amino acids. Gene Ontology annotation, biological process: regulation of multicellular organism growth; DNA alkylation repair; RNA repair. The record is from RefSeq and is a predicted model, not a curated record. The transcript has 9 exons.